Prosopis cineraria is the source of this 1753-nucleotide messenger RNA. RefSeq lists its product as uncharacterized. The transcript has 3 exons. The record is from RefSeq and is a predicted model, not a curated record. Bases 207 to 1709 code for a protein of 500 amino acids. Gene Ontology annotation, molecular function: acetylglucosaminyltransferase activity. Lineage: Eukaryota; Viridiplantae; Streptophyta; Magnoliopsida; Fabales; Fabaceae.
UCAAGCCCUUUACGUUCACAUUCAUUCGCUUCUUCUCAUGUGAAGUAGGUUAUCCUCGUCUACAUUACAACGUUGUUUAUUCUGUUUUAUCCUCUUCAUCAUCGCUCGUAUCUUUUCUUCUCCAUAACAUUGUUUCAGAGACUGAUAAAAUAUGUAAAUUAAGCGACCUGAUUACCGAGUUAUAUAUAUAUAUAUAUAUAUAUGUCAUGUUAAACAGGAACAUGAGUCACAGUCGCUUGGAACAAUCUAGCCCAGACCAAGUUAAACCGCCUAGAUUCUUUGUCAUCUCCGACAAACCACACGAUAUCUUCGUAUUUUUUAUCAGGCUCGGCGUUCUGGUCUGUCUUCUCAUCUCCAUCACGCUCGCUCUCUAUUCCGCAUUCUUCAAACCUUCUCGGUUGUUCCUCCCCGAUCGCCUACAGGCCACCGACCGGGCCCGCUCGACCACCACCUCCGACCGCCCUGGCGCCGCCACCAACAUCUCACACAUCCUCUUCUGCAUCGCAGGGUCGGAGAACACGUGGCAAGAUCGCAGCCGCUUCAACAAGCUCUGGUGGCUCCCUAACGAAACCCGCGGGUUUGUCUGGCUAGACAAGGAGCCCCGGUACGAUGUGUCCGGCGCGAUUCCGUUCAAGAUCUCGAAUUACCGGUGGAAGAGCUUCGUCCACGGACAGGCCGCCGUGCGGAUAUCUCGGAUUUUCAAGGAGAGCUUCAAGCUGGGCCUUCCGAAAGUGAGGUGGUUUGUGAUGGGAGACGACGACACAGUGUUUUUUCCGGAGAACUUGGCGACGGUUCUAGGGAAGUACGAUCACAGUGAGAUGGUUUACAUGGGGGACAAUUCGGAGAGCGUGGAGCAGAAUCUGUAUCAUGGGUUUGCGAUGGCUUAUGGAGGAGGUGGAUUUGCAAUCAGCUCAGCGUUAGCGAUUCAGCUAUCGAGGAUCUUCGAUGGGUGCCUUCGAAGGUAUUAUUAUUUCUAUGGUUCUGAUCAGAGGGUGUGGGCUUGUGUCAAUGAACUCGGCGUCACUCUCACCAGAGAACCUGGGUUCCAUCAGCUGGACAUAAGAGGGGACCCAUAUGGGAUUCUAGCAGCACACCCAUUGGUCCCACUAGUUUCACUGCAUCACCUUGACAUGCUGGAGCCAGUGUUCCCAAACAUGACCCGAGUCGAUGCAAUCCACAAGCUCAUGGGCGCUUACCACAUAGACCCUUCCAGAAUAUUGCAGCAGUGUUUCUGCUACGACCAUAAGCGUCACUGGUCUGUGUCCAUCUCGUGGGGUUACACGGUUCAAGUUUACCCCACGUUGUGGACUGCUAAGGAUUUGCAGACCCGGUUCCGUACGUUUCAAACCUGGGGGACUCUGAGCGAUGGGCCUUUCAUGUUUAGCACUCGGGCCAUGGGCCCUGACCCGUGUGAUAAGCCCAUUAUAUAUUUUCUGGAGAAGGUCAAGAAUGUGGGGAAUGGAGCAUGGACUCUUAGUAGCUAUAAGAGGCACAAGGAAGGUGAAGAUGGAAGAAGCUGCACAAGGCUGAAUAUCACUCCUGUGGUUGUGGAGAGGGUUAGAGUCGCUGCUUUGAAGCUUGACCCCAAAUACUGGAAAAAAGCACCAAGGAGGCAAUGCUGUCAGAUAAUGAACGGAGGCCUAAUAAAGAAUGGGACAUUGCGGAUCAGGAUUAGACACUGUGGGCCUCGUGAAUCUAUUACAGUUUAAUUACUUAGGGUUAUGGCCAAUCCACAUUAAUUACCUCUGUAAUU